CUUAUAUUCUUUAUUUUUCUUGACAAUGUUUUCCUCAGGCUCAAACCCUUUUCCCGAGUUUCCCUCAUCCCCCAAUAUAUUCUUUCCACCUAAUUUUCACUUUAACCAUGAAAAAGAUUGUGCUUGCUUUAACUACCACCUGAAUAAUAGCGACCCAUUAAUCUCCGGCGAUUGUUUUCACGAUACAAAUAACAGUCUUGCUCCUCCUUCUCCGCCCAUACAUAAUAUCACUACAAUCAAGCAAGAUUUUGGUAGGCAGAAGCAGUUGUCUUCUGAAGAACAAGUGUUCCAGACUUGUGAAGAUCAUGAUGAUCUACAAUCGGUAAUUUCUUCCUGCAAGAAGAAAACGGUGGCAUCAAAAGAUGGGCAUAGUAAGAUCUACACAGCUCGAGGCCCCAGGGAUCGGAGGGUGAGAUUGUCCAUUGACAUCUCACGAAAGUUCUUUUGUCUUCAAGACUUGUUAGGUUUUGAUAAAGCAAGUAAAACCCUUGAUUGGCUCUUUUCGAAGUGCAAGAUAGCGAUUAAGGAGUUGGUUGAAGAAACAAAUUUCUACUCAUCUUCCACUUCCACAGCGUCUUAUCAAUCAAAAACGAGUUUUCUGGAAGCGAUGAUGGGUGUACGUGAUGGGGGCAAAUUGAAAAAGAAAUCAGAACUCAAAUAUGUUAAAGGAAAAGCGAAGAAAAUCACACAAAAAUCAAAAGGAGGAUUUCAAGAUAAUCUUGAAAGAGGCCACUCAAGGGCCAUGGCAAGAGCGAGAGCUAGAGAAAGGGUGAGGGACAAGAAGCGAAUCAGAAAGCUUGAUGAGUUGACGACAAUUAUGGUUCAUGAUGAUUUUGACUAUCAAGACUUCAAAUCAAGUGCAGGAGAUAAUCAUAUGGUGAUCUCAGCGCAUCCUGCAGUCUGGUGAUCAUUGAUCGGCAGUAUUCUUUAAAGCUGGAGUGACGAUAUUUUAAGGAUAAAUUAAAAUCAAGUGAAGGAUAUAUCAUAGCAUUAUCUUGUUGCUUCCUGCAGCCUGAUUGUACUUGUUUAUGCAUGGUCGAGCUUGAGUAAUAUUUUUUUUAAGGAUGCAAGUCAUGCAGAAUUGUUUUUUAUUAAUUAAUAAUUAAUAUUGUUAUGGCAGUUAAUACUUUUGAGGGCUU
Messenger RNA from Lactuca virosa, 1139 nucleotides. The record is from the annotation of a GenBank genome assembly. NCBI's taxonomy places the organism in Eukaryota, Viridiplantae, Streptophyta, Magnoliopsida, Asterales, Asteraceae.